CACUGAGCCAAACGAAAUUUUUUUGUUACUAAAAAAAAAUCAACAAAUUGUAUUGUUAAAUGGCCGUGCGAACACGAACACACAGAAAUCCGCCGCAGCGCUCGAUUCGGAAGCAAAUCCUCGUGGCAGUCGGGAGUUAAUAAUCCGCAGAUCGGCCAGCUCGGGGGAUACACGCCAUCGGUAUCCGCAUCCCGCAACACCAUCCAAAGAAAGAUCGGAGAUCCCGGGAGGAUCCAGGGUUACGUGAUUCUGGCUGGGAUUGGCACUGGAAUUGGAUCGAUGCCACGAUGAAUGUGCGCAAGCGGCCACGUCUGGAGAUGGAACUGGGUGCCAGCGCCACCAACACCACCACCACCGCCACCACCUCCACCACGUCCUCCUCCGUCAGCAUGAGCAACCUCAUCGGGAAUCAUCACCACACGGCCGACUUGUCGGAGGCCCUGGUCAGCAGUACCUUCGCCAACGGCCACCAGAGCCUGAUCCUCACCAGCGCCACGGGCAAUGCGCUGAUGGGCAGCCAGGGCGCCCAGAUAUUCCUCACCAUUUGCGGGGACGAGAACUCGGACGACUCGCAGGAGUACUACGCCAUCAAGCAGGAGCCCGGCUCCGACCUGGAUGUCCAUUCGCUGCUGCCCACCAACCUGCAGCUGCCCACCGGCUGUGAGAUCUAUCUGGUCAAGGACACCGCCAGUCUGGUGGGUGAGCCGCCGGCCAAGGCGGCCAUUAAACUGGAGCUGGACACGCUGAGCGAGAAGCCGAGCCGUCCGAAGCCCCAGGUGAUGACUCCCGCUGCUGCUGCUGCUGCUGCUCCCUCGGGUAACGCCACCACCACCACCAGUGUCCUCUACGGCUCCCACACCCACGUCCAGGCCCGAUCCCAGCCAGAGGCCGCUGGCCAGACGCCCAGCAGCAAGCUGGAGGCCUACAAGAAGCGCGACGACAAGCGACGGGCCACGCACAACGAGGUGGAGCGCCGGCGUCGCGACAAGAUCAACAGCUGGAUCUUCAAGCUCAAGGAGAUGCUGCCCAGCCUGAGCUCCAGCUCGGGCUUCAGCGAGGCCAGCACGAGUCCCAGCACCAGCGGCAGUACGAGUACGAGUGCCGCCAGCAGCAGCAGCAGCAGCCAAGCACCCAAGGGCAAUCCCAGCAGCUCCAGCGGCCGCACGCCGCCCAACGACUCCAAGUCGCAGAUUCUGAUCAAGGCGUGCGAGUACAUCAAGAGCAUGCAGGGCGAAAUAGACACGCUGCGUGACUGUCUGCGGGAGGCGGACGGCCUGAGGGCGAGCAACCAGGCACUGCGCGAGGAACUCGACCGCCUGAAGAGGCAGCAGCAGCUCCAGGAGCGCUUCCACACGGCCGGCGGCAGGUCGACCUUCAACGUGACCCUCAACUCGCUGAACAGCUCGGCGACCAGUGAUCUCUUCGAGGGAAUCGACUCGACGCCCAACCUGUCCGCCGUCUCCUCGCUGGGAUUCAGCAAGCGGGGACUGCUCAUCAGCGAUUACGAUGAGUAGAAGGCAUGGGAAAUGGAGGCAAAAUUAUGGGUGGACCGAUAUGGUUACGGGUUACGGGAAAAAACAGAGAGAACGGAAAAAACGGAGGCGGAUGGACAAGCGCUGGCGCCUCCAUAAAGAUAUACGCCCAUCCACCAAAGAAUGACGUGCAACGUACACGCAACGCAACACACGCAGUACAAUAAACGGACAUGACGAGUGAUUUCUUGUUAUCGCCACUCUGUUAUGCAUAUGUUAUAUAAGGAAAGCAUAUUACAUAUAUGUAUGUAUCUAUAUGCAGUCGAACUUGGGUGACUCAAGCCAAGUUGUUGGCCUAACUGCUUUCGAAAAAGCAGCAACAAAAAAAGCUGUUCUCAAUUGAGUUUAAUUAACAAGCUGCGGCGCAACAGCUGCUUUUGUAUGCUAUAGAUCUGGUAUUGGUAUUACUCCUGCCCUCCAUCCUCCUCCUCCUCCAAAAUGAGCCCCCAAAAAUAACGAUCUAACGAAUUUGUACUUGGGUAUUUGAUUUACAUAUUUAGCCUUAAGUUCGGGGAUAUUAGAUCACAAAGAAUAUUGUUGAUAAGAAGCUUUAAAGCAUUUUCUGUUUUUUUUAUGUAUUUCUUCUUUAUUACGUUUAUUAAAUAUAUUUGUUUGUUUCGAUUUGCCCAGCGAAUCUACAACUAAGCUAUUUUUCUGUGUUCAUUCGGUCGCAACUUUCGCUUUCAGUGUGGAUUUCGUGCUUAGAAUAAUAUACAUAUAUUUUUUUCAAGACGUCAAGUAAACAGAAUUAUAAUAGGCAAAAUAUCAUAAACAAAUUGAAUGGCACUUCCAGCUGAAAGUCAAAGUGAGAACUGAAAUAAUAAACAUAUUCAAUUUAGUCUACGAUUUGUUAUACGAGAAUUUAGCCCUAAGUCCGGAGCUCCGGAGCUUGAGUAGCAAAAGUUCGAUUGCGUAGUUGUCAGGUCUUUUUUUUAUGGAGUGCACACAGAUCCUCAUGCAGUUUGCCAUCAUUAUAUACCUAUAUAUUACCUAGAAAUACAGAACUAAACCUAAAAGCGUUAACGAUACCUACCUACUUGCAUAUAUACCUUGAACUAAAUCAUAUUUGGAGCAUGUUUCCAUGCUUGAUUUUUCGAUUUUAUUGUACUGUUUCUCGCACUAAUUACCUACGGAAUAAUGUAACGAAAUUAUAUUGUAUCUAGUUAUAUCGUAUAUAUAUUAUAUACAUAUACAUAUAUAUAAAUAUAAAUAUAAAUAUAGAGAGACAAGUGUACAUACGUAGUGCAAUCGAUAAGAGAGUGGGCCGUGCGCACCGUUACAGAUAAAACGCUAUUGUUGAUAAAGAAUAAUAUUAUAUUUGAGCAUAAACUUGUUGUGAAUGUUAUAUCACUGUUUUCGAUAUACGACGCUGUUUCAGAAGUAUACAGAUACAGAACAAAGUGUUUUAAAUACGAGAUAAUUUUUAAUACUUAACGAAAAUGCCAAAUGCCAAAAACCGAACACAAAACACUAGGAUUUGGGAUUGCGAGAUGAGAUGAGGGAAUUGCAUUGUUUGACCCAUAGCCGAAAUAAAUGGGAGAUGGGCUCUUGUGUUACUUGUUGCUAUCUAUAUACAGUACAUUACAAUAAUAUCACAUUUCUGUCAUUUGACAGCUAAUAAUUCUAUUCAAUUUCAAUAAACGAACUCAGUAAUGGUUAACACACA
Molecule: messenger RNA, 3198 nt
Organism: Drosophila takahashii
Lineage: Eukaryota; Metazoa; Arthropoda; Insecta; Diptera; Drosophilidae
Gene: Usf
Product: upstream transcription factor usf
Biological process (GO): regulation of transcription by RNA polymerase II
Molecular function (GO): DNA-binding transcription factor activity, RNA polymerase II-specific; RNA polymerase II cis-regulatory region sequence-specific DNA binding; protein dimerization activity
Source: RefSeq, a predicted model, not a curated record